Messenger RNA from Drosophila subpulchrella, 1463 nucleotides. Its product is annotated as valacyclovir hydrolase. Bases 179 to 1015 code for a protein of 278 amino acids. Lineage: Eukaryota; Metazoa; Arthropoda; Insecta; Diptera; Drosophilidae. The record is from RefSeq and is a predicted model, not a curated record. The transcript has a single exon.
AGCUGUUCUUAUCUAUCAGCUGUUAUCAGCGGCACUUGUCAAGUGCACUUUACAAGGCGUCGUGUGUUAGGAUUUGGACAAGCCGCAAACCGUUUUCUGGACUGCAUCUGAAGAGCCCUUGAGAAGCAACCAAGUUUGUUGCCAUACUCCAAAAUCCCUCUCCGAUCCCGCUUACGUAAUGCUGGCCAAUCUGGGCCGACUUUUGGGUUUCCGUUCGCCCAUCCUCAGGCGAUUGGUGCACACGGAGCGGAAAGUACGGGUUAAUGGCACCGAUUUGCACAUUGUGGAGAGCGGCAAUGGUGAGAGGAGUCUGCUCCUGAUGCCCGGAGCCCUGGGCUCCGCCUGGACCGACUUUAAACCCCAGAUAGAGCAGCUGCCGAAGCUCCUGCCGGGACACACGAUCAUCGCAUGGGAUCCGCCGGGCUAUGGCAAAUCAGUGCCACCGCAACGGAAGUUCGGUCUGGAGUUCUUCCGGGAGGAUGCCCAGGCUGCCGUAGACUUGAUGCGCGCCCUGGACAGGCCUCGCUUCUCGAUUCUAGGAUGGAGCGAUGGUGGAAUCACUGCCCUCAUCGUAGCUGGUCGCCAUGCAGAGGCUGUAGAUCGUCUGGCCAUCUGGGGAGCAGGUGCCUACCUCAACGCCGAUGAAGUCAAGGCCCUCAAGAAUAUCCGGGAUGUGGCCAAGUGGUCGCCGCGGAUGCGGGAGCCCAUGGAGAAGGUGUACGGCGUGGAGAGAUUCUCCCAAUUAUGGGCCGAAUGGGUGGACGCCGCCUGCGCCUUCUAUGACCAAAGAGAUGGAGACUUCUGUCGCUCUGAGGUUGAGCAAAUAAAGGCUCCUACUUUUAUACUCCACGGAAAAAAGGAUCCCAUGAUAGCGGCGGAACACAUUCCCUGGCUAAGGGAGCGGUUGCCCCAGGCAAAGUACCACGAGUUCCCCGAGGGCAAGCAUAAUAUCCAUCUGCGUUAUGCGGAGGAGUUCAACAAACUAGUGGCUGAUUUCUUCAACAAAAAGGAUUAGAUUAGCAAAAUGUUUAGACUUAUUUCUCACUCAACUGCAAUCAAACUUCUGUAACUUGAAAUCUUUAAAAGCCAAGUCACUUUUUCAAAGGAAUUGAUAAGAAAUAUUCGAUGGAACAAGUGCUUUAAGAAGUCGACUUAUAGAACUUCGAAUGUAAGUGGAAAAAAUUAUCUAAAAUGACAAGGCAGCUGUCCAAAGGUCCAACUUAUUCAAAGAAGAAACUGAUAGUCUUGAUGAAUCAAAUUCAUAUCUAAGCAAAGCAAAAUUGUUUAUCAAUUUAAUGAAUCAUGUCCAAAUUAAUUGAGAAAUAGCCAUAUCACUUAACUUCACAGAAGGUAAAUAAAUGAAAGUGACAUUUGAAUACAUUUUAAAUCAAGGUCAAUAAAUUUUAAGGAAUAUUCCAUAUCGCUAUGGUAUACUGUAUAUUCCAAAAGAAUUACUGAACAAA